AUGAUCGUGUUGAAGAGCUCCGAUAAUAAAUCGUUCAAGAUCGAAGAAGCGGUCGCACUCCAAUCUCAAACGAUUGCGCAUAUGGUUGGUGACGAUUGCGAUUGCCCCAAAAUCCGGCUUGAAAACGUCACGGGCAAAACCCUCAGCAAAGUGAUCGAGUACUGUAACAAGCACGCCUAUGGUGACUCUUUCUCCAAGGAGGAUCUCAAGCAAUGGGACGCCCAGUUCAUGAAUAACAUCAUGGAUCAUUCCACCAUCUUCGAUCUACUUGUCGCUGCUAAUUAUCUCAACAUCAAAGGUCUGCUUCAUCUCACUUGCCAAACAAUUGCUCAAGAGAAGAAAAACUUGGAGAAAGUGAUCUGGAACUAUAAAUGGAUUUUAUUGAGGCCAGACAGCACAGAAUUCAUGGUACGUGAUUUACCAUUUUACCAACGAACAGCUAAACUUUUAGAAAGAAGAAUCGAACCAGUACGGGAGCUACUAGCUUCUGUCGAAGCAUCUGUGGAAGCAUGUGUUGGAAUAAAAGAGACUUGUUCUCUUUAG
Microthlaspi erraticum is the source of this 543-nucleotide messenger RNA. The record is from the annotation of a GenBank genome assembly. NCBI's taxonomy places the organism in Eukaryota, Viridiplantae, Streptophyta, Magnoliopsida, Brassicales, Brassicaceae.